AUGGACGAGCCUCUGCCGGCAGCCUCGCUCCGCGGCCCCAAGAUCUCCAAGGCGUGCGAGGAAUGCCGCAGGAGAAAGCAGAAAUGCAACGGCCUCAGCCCAUGCAACGUGUGUAGCAGGCGCAACACGGUCUGCUCGUACAGGUCCUUUAUCCGCCGUCGCACUGGCCGCACUUCCACCAACCCUGCUCCGACCCCCGGCCUCCAGGUCGCACAGGAGCCCUCCAAGUCGGAGGAUCGCGACGUCACUGCCGACCGCGAGAGCAGCCAUGGCGACUCUUCGGCUUUCUCGGAGGCCCCUCCGCGCUAUCACAUCUACAAGAACAUUCGCGCUACUCAUGUGCCCGCCGACUCACCCUCUUGCGUCUUGCAGCUAUACUAUGGCUCCUCCUCCAACUUCUCCUUCUUGCAACACCUCCACACCCACCUGACCGCUCACGAAGAGGUGCCGCGCCCCGGCGCCCACGUCGAGGAGGUUCAGAAUGGAAAUGAAAGCAUCGAUGUUUACAAGUACCAAGGCCUUGCCUUUGGAAACACUCCCGGUCAGCGCGAGACCAAUCCCAUGUUUCUGAGGCAUGAACUCGCCCGUACUUUCUUGCAUAAUUACCUCUCCACUGUCCAUCUUCAUCUUCCCUUUCUCUCUACCGAGCAGCUUUGCGCCAAUUUCGAGAGGCUGUACGGAUAUGGCGACGACGCAAAGAUUGAACCCUCAGAGAGAGCAUUGGUCAUUGUCGUCAUGGCAAUAGGCGCCUGUCCUAGCCAGCACGAAUUGUGGAGAAAAACGCUGUUAGCUCAAGCCCGGACAGAAGCCGAGUCCCUUCUGCAUGUCGUCAACCUGCGUGCUGUCCAGAUUGCACUGCUCAUGAUAAGUCCCACCACUCAACUUGCCGAGGAACGAUUGAGCUGA
Messenger RNA from Lasiodiplodia theobromae, 906 nucleotides. Its product is annotated as C6 transcription factor. The transcript is spliced from 2 exons. Gene Ontology annotation, cellular component: nucleus. NCBI's taxonomy places the organism in Eukaryota, Fungi, Ascomycota, Dothideomycetes, Botryosphaeriales, Botryosphaeriaceae. Bases 1 to 906 code for a protein of 301 amino acids. Gene Ontology annotation, molecular function: RNA polymerase II cis-regulatory region sequence-specific DNA binding; DNA-binding transcription factor activity, RNA polymerase II-specific; zinc ion binding. Gene Ontology annotation, biological process: positive regulation of transcription from RNA polymerase II promoter by galactose. The record is from RefSeq and is a predicted model, not a curated record.